AGCCUGUGACGUUAGCACACCACACCAGUAACUAGGAAAGGACAAGGACUCAUUUAUUUUCUGCUAAAAUAUUUUUUCUAUUUUGCACUCCAAAGGCUGACCUCAACACUGCUUACUUCUACUCUCUCUCUCUCUCUCUACUCACUCUCUCUCUAGAAUCCAAGUUUCCGAUUUUCCUGAAGAAAAAUCCAGUCGAGGUGAAGUCUUUCUCUUUACUAAAUUCGAGAUCUUGAUCCAGAGAAAUAUCAAUUAUGGAGGAGGAGCAAGUUGAUGUGGGUAAAGAUAGUAGCGGUGGCGUUUCAGAUUCGCCGUUGAGCGGUGAUUUACCCUUGCCCAGUGAGACAGCUGUCGAAAGUACGGAUAUCGACAAUCCGGUAGAGGAGUCUUUUGAAGAAGAAGAUGAAGGGGAAAUAAUGGUGGAAAUUGUGGGGUCAGAUGUGUUUGUUGAUGGUGUCAGUGGCCUCAAAGAGGGGGAUUUUGUUGUGUCUGAAGAAGUUGGUGGGGUUUGUAAGAAUAUCGAAGAAUCUCGGGUUACGGAUGUUUCGGAAGCUAUGGAUGUUUCCGAAAAAGAAUAUGCUGUUACGGAAGAAGUAGAUAUUUCCUUGUCUGAAUCUGUUACUGCAUUGUCUUCAAAAAGUGUUAAUGUUUGGAAUCCCGGAAAUGAAGAAAUGGCCGUUUCUUUAUCGGUGGAGACAACAUCUGUGGUGAUUAGUGAAGAGAGGACGGUUAUAAAUGAACCUUCGAAAGAUUCUGCGGAAGCUCUUGUUGGUGUUUUAGAGAAAGAAGAUGAAUUACUAUUACCCUCGAGUAAUUCGCAAGGGGAAAAUGAAGAAGCACAUGGUGGUGAAACUGCACCGUCUGAGUUGUCUGCAAACCCUAAUUGUGACGGUUCCGGAAAUGUCAAGGUUGAUGGGGGUGAUAGUGUUGCUGGAGGAGAGUUUUUGAGUGCUGACAUGGCCAAAGAUGGUGAUUGUCUCGUAGAGGACAAAUUUGUUGAUGAAAAAGAAGUUGUUGCUGCUGAAAGUCAGGUCUCGGUUCUUGAAAUGUCUGAGAAUCAAGGUUGCGUAAACGAGUCUCGUGAAAUAAAGCCCGAUUCAAGUCAUGGGAGUGAGGGUGUUUCGCGUGCUAGUACAGAGACCAUUCUUGAGGAAUCUGUUGCAGGUGCGGAAUUUGAUGAUGUAAUGGAUUCUGAAGAUGGAACAUCAAACAUUAAUCCGGAGAUUGAUGAAGUCUUAUUAGAGACUGAUAUGGUUGAUCAAAGCCACUUUGUCUCAAACGAACCACCUCAUCUGGCCGAUGAAAGUGAUACUGCUGUAGUAAACAAAGACGAUGGUCCAAAUGAUGAAAUCGAAGCUGAUAAAGAGGAGGAGAAUCAGACAAAUACGACGAGCCCAAUUUUGCCAGAAGAUGAGGAAAUUGUACAAGCAGAUUCGGGUGAAGUAACAGAGCAUCAGAAAGUAAUGGAAGUUGUGGAUGUGGGUGGAUUUAGUGAAAAGGGAGGUGUUGAAAUUCCGGCACUCGAUGCUUCCUCGGAGAGCAUGAAGCUUCUAGAAGAAGGCGAGGAGAUAUUACGAGAAGAUUCAGACAUGAUUGAGGACCAACAACCUGUCGUUGACACAACAGUGGGUGGAGUGACAGAUCACCAGAAAGAAAUGGAAGUUGUCGAUGGAGGUGAAAACAUUGAGACGAUGGAUUUUGAAAUCUCGGAGCAGUCUUUAGUGGGCCCGGAAAAUGCCGAAAUUCCAGCUGAUGUCAGCAUGACAGAAGAUCAUGUUGUAUUGGACAACGUUAUUGAAGAGCGUGGUGAUUUACCUCAAGGUAAUGAAGAAGAGGUUCCUGCAGAAGGGGUUGAAAAUCUCGAGAGUAUUGAUUUGAUCCAGUUUGUGGACGCUGAUAUUGCACCGAUUUCUGAUAUCACUCAAGUCAACAUCUUGCCAGAGUCAACUGAAAAGCCAGAAUUGGAUAAUUUCACGGAAACAAACGGCUUUUACAUUGCGGACGAUCACACCUCCGAUGAAGCAGAACUCAUGGAUGAAGAAUUAGAAACCGAAAAUUCAAAAUUCUCUAACGAAGAAACCACGAAGUCCGUGAGAAUGAACCUAUCAAGUUAUUUAUCACCUCCAGACAGCGAGGGUACUUUCGCCAUUUCAGAUUUGGUCUGGGGUAAAGUCCGGAGCCAUCCAUGGUGGCCCGGACAGAUAUUCGAUCCAGAAGAUGCUUCAGAAAAUGCCGCCAAAUAUCACAAGAAAGAUUCUUACUUGGUAGCGUAUUUUGGCGAUCGAACAUUCGCUUGGAAUGAUGCGUCUGUGUUGAGGCCGUUCAUGUCAUUUUUUCCACAAAUCGAGAAGCGGAGUAGUUCCGAAACGUUUCAGAAUGCGGUGGAAUGUGCCUUGGAGGAAGUUUCUAGAAGGGUGGAGCUAGGUUUGGCGUGCUCGUGUGUACCGAAAGAUGCGUACCGUAGGAUCGAAGCUCAAGUUGUGGAGAACACUGGUAUACGCGAGGAGUCACACCGUAGAUACGGUGUGGAUCAUUCUACCGGAGCAGCUUCUUUCGAACCUGAUAAACUUCUCGAUUACGUUAGAAACUUGGCAGCUCGUUCAUCUUGUGGGGCCGAUCAAUUGGAUCUUGUCAUCGCUCGAGCACAAUUAUCUGCAUUUUAUCUAUUUAAAGGGCACCGCCCCAUAACUGAGUUUCCACCAACAGGAGAAUUGCUCGAAAUUGAUCAGAAAGAAUUAGCGGAUGAAAUGGAAUAUUCCCCUGAAGAUGCAGAAGAUGAGUCAGCUGCCUCGAGAAAACGGAUAGCAACAACAGAGCCUCUAACCACAGUACCUAUCCCAACAAGUCAAACUCCCAAGCCUUCGUUCAAAAUUGGGGAGUGCAUUCGUAGAGUCGCCAGCCAAUUAACAGCCGCCACGUCAUCAGUGGAAAAAACAACAGCUGUUGUUUCUCCGGAAGCUUCUUCAGUCGAAGAGAUGCUAUCACAGCUCCAGCUGGUGGCGCGGGACCCGAAGAAGCGUCACACCUUUAUGAAGACUAUCCAUAAUUUCUUCAUGGGGUUCAGAAGUUCGAUUGCUCUGAAUAAACGUGGCAGGAAGAAGAAAUCUGAUUCAGCAGUCGGUGGGUCCGGCGAAGAAUUCGAAUUCGAUGAUGUGAACGACUCUUAUUGGACGGACAGGAUCGUCCACAACUACCCGGAGGAGCAGCUGAUUACUACUACUAAUAAUAAUCGCGAAAAUGGGGCGGGGAGUAAUUUUCAACUGGUGACUUUUGAUGCUGAAAAAUCGGGGAAAGCGAUCCGCAAAACGAAUUCAAGAAAGAGAUAUUCGACUGGUAUUUACCCAACCGAAGCAACGGAAAUAGACGAGGGUGUAAAAAGGAGAAAGCAAGAAUCUUCGCCAGCCGAGUUGAUCCUGAACUUUGCUGAGAGGAAAUGUGUUCCUUCGGAAAUUAAUCUGAAUAAAAUGUUCAGAAGAUUCGGGCCUUUGAUGGAAUCUGAAACGGAAGUUGAUCAUGAAACGGGGUGUGCUAAAGUGAUAUUCAAACGGGGUUCUGAUGCAGAGGUUGCUCGUAAUAGUUCGGAAAAAUUCGGGAUUUUUGGGCCGGUUCUUGUGAACUACCAGAUUGGAUAUUCGCCUUUGAUCUCGGUGAAAGUCUUGCCUGUUGAAAUUCCUCAGUUCGAAGAAGAUAUGGAAUUGAUGAUGUAGCUUUUGGAGUAAUGGUGUUUCUGUUACUGCGGAUUUAUUUUGUCUAACUUACGAUGAUCUUUAUUGAACACGAGUGGAGAACCGAGAAAAAAAGACGAAGAAGCUGUUCAGAGAGUUGGCUGGUGUAUGUAGUAGCAUGAACAAUGGUUUGUGAUUGUGGAAUUAUCGAUUUAUCGAGUAGAGUUUGUGGUUGUGGGAUUAUCGAUUUGUUUUGUACUAUGUUGUAUUUUUAGGAAUAGAAUUUAAGGAAGUUGUCUGAUGUGUUGUCACUUGUUUUUAUGCAAUGUUAGAACUAGUGUUAGGAUGCACCUUCUGUAUUGCUCUGGUUUAUGAUCUUACCAUGGGAUAAUUACACUUUUGGUCCCCCAAGUUUGCCCGUUUUUC
Erythranthe guttata (spotted monkey flower) is the source of this 4088-nucleotide messenger RNA. RefSeq lists its product as uncharacterized. NCBI's taxonomy places the organism in Eukaryota, Viridiplantae, Streptophyta, Magnoliopsida, Lamiales, Phrymaceae. The record is from RefSeq and is a predicted model, not a curated record.